Auanema sp. JU1783 is the source of this 396-nucleotide messenger RNA. The record is from the annotation of a GenBank genome assembly. NCBI's taxonomy places the organism in Eukaryota, Metazoa, Nematoda, Chromadorea, Rhabditida, Rhabditidae.
AUGAUGGUUCUUCUGUAUUCUCUCCUAUUAAUAAUAAGCUAUACAACAGCUGAGAAUGCUGAAGCCAUUACCACAUCUUCUGCAACAUUAACAAAAGACAGUUCCCAAUCGCCACUUGUAAAAAUAACUGACGGUGUUAGUAAAGCCUGGAAUGAAGUCAAAACUGAAAUAAAAUCCGCGUAUGAUUCAGCUUCAGCAGCUAUACAGGAUAUAGGAAAACGUGAUGGACAACCAGAUAAUCAAAGCUCUAUUGAUGCUGCCAAACAAAAUGAACUCAACAUGAGAAGCACAGUAGGUAUGGUUGAAGCACAUACAGCUGCUCCUACAAAUUCAACUGAGAAAGGAUUCCUUAAGAAAGUUGUGGAUAGUAUCAAGAAUAUAUUCUCGAAACAAUGA